CAAAUCGAAUCCUAGUUUCGAAAUUCCCAUACCAGUCGCCAUCUUAUUGCGCUAAUUCCGGGCCAUCUUCCGAUCAAUUCCCGGCGGCUUCUGAUAGUUUCCCACCACUUUCCGGUCUGAUUUUCGUCUGUUUUACCUCUGCAACUUCAUAUAUAUUUCCAUUGGCGGGGCUUCAAAGUUCUAACUAGGGUUUAGGCGUCGUUUCUCUCUUAAUUCAAACCCCGGUUUUGUUCUUAUUGAUGGAGCUUUAAGUUAUGGUUUCUGCAUGGAACCUGUCUCAAUUCAACCCUAGUUGUGUUCUCUGUUCCAGAGCUUCAAACUAAGCUGGGAACUAGGGUUUAUCCAUGGUGUUUUUCUGAUUUUACUAUUUGAAAAUGGCGGAAUUAAACCACAAGCACCACACAUUGAUCCAAGCUCUGCUAUCGCGGGGACCUUUGAAAGAAAAAGACUUUCAUUUGAUGUUUACUGACCUUACUGGAAAGCCUGCUGGUGGUAAUCAGGGGAAAUUUAACGAAUACCUACUUAAAAUAAACAAGCAGCUGUCCUAUGUGCAAUUCGAGCUACGUGCAUGCCGAAAUCAGUAUGAUGGUGAUGUUUAUUAUGGCGUAGUUAAUAGUGUAGCUGAUGAACAAGCAAAAUUUGGAACCAAGUUUUCCAAUCCACAGAUUGUGUACUUUAAGGCUAUUAUAGAAGCUAUUGUACAAGAUGCUUCGGGCCAGGGGAGUAUAUCCAACAUUGACGCUUUAAAUAUCCGUCUCGAAGACCAGAUCGGACAGGACUCUCGGAGUAGCGACUCUCAAGUGCCUGCCGCAUUUAAACAAUUCACCAUGUCUCAGAAAGAGAAAACUCUCGAUGAUCUUGUGCAGAACCAAUGGCUCUGUUUCACUGGGGAUAGGAGGAUUGGCCUUGGUGUCCGUUCCUUUCUUGAUCUAAGAAGCUGGUUUAGGAACAUGAGCAUUCCAUCCUGUGAUGUCUGCAAUGAAGCUGGGAUCAAGGCAGAAUCAUGCCCUAAUGGACGCUGCAGUGUCCGGAUCCAUGAUUACUGCUUAAGGAAGAAAUUCUCAACAAAAAAGGCAGCUAUGGUUUGCCCGAGCUGUGAAACUGCAUGGCCGGUUGUGGAAACAAGGGAUGAGGAAGUAGGAGAAGAAAUUGGACAUGUUGAUCCUCCACGAUCAUCAAGAAAGAAGCUUAGGACCUGCAAAGCCGAAUCAGUCAACAACUUUGAAGCAGGCCCAUCUCAGCUCUCUCAGCCCGUCACCCGGAGGGUGACCCGAAGUUCUCAACACCUUAGGUGAACCAGUGACCCCCCACUCCACCUCUCUCUCUAAGCUUUGUGGUUUGGGCCAGUAAGAUUUGACCUAUGAUGCCUGUUAUUACGGAGAUUUGCAAAGAAUCGGUUCAGUUUUUACCGGCAUGCUUAUUUGCG
Messenger RNA from Amborella trichopoda, 1426 nucleotides. RefSeq names its product embryo defective 1379. The record is from RefSeq and is a predicted model, not a curated record. Gene Ontology annotation, cellular component: nucleus; Smc5-Smc6 complex. NCBI's taxonomy places the organism in Eukaryota, Viridiplantae, Streptophyta, Magnoliopsida, Amborellales, Amborellaceae. Gene Ontology annotation, biological process: double-strand break repair via homologous recombination. Gene Ontology annotation, molecular function: ubiquitin-protein transferase activity.